Striga asiatica is the source of this 429-nucleotide messenger RNA. Lineage: Eukaryota; Viridiplantae; Streptophyta; Magnoliopsida; Lamiales; Orobanchaceae. The record is from the annotation of a GenBank genome assembly.
AUGCACAAUCUUGUUCAAGAUGAUGACGCCCUCGCAUUUUCUUCUUUCCAGCCUCGCUGGCGUGCCCUCGACUCCCACAAAGCCGUUAACUGUUUUUGUGCUAAUAAAGCAGCUUCUGAUUUUUCUCUUGCCUCCUCACACCCUCAAGCAGUGCCUUGUCAGCACGCUGCUGAUGAUCCAAAGCCUCAGCUUCUCGAAGCUUUAGUUCAUCGGACAAUAGGUUUACAAAGUUCUUCUGGGGGCACCGAAUCACAGUCGCAGUUGCAGGGCGGGCAAGAUGUCGAGGCAGAAGCCAACCCUUCCAUUAAGUGCCAAUACAGAGGGGGGCCCACUAUAUACGCGGCCAAGAAAAUCGCCAUUAAACCAAGAGCUGCCUUCAAAACCCCAGCUCGCACUGCCAUUUCUCCUCUUUCUACUUUUUUUUCUUAA